Molecule: messenger RNA, 599 nt
Organism: Spodoptera litura
Lineage: Eukaryota; Metazoa; Arthropoda; Insecta; Lepidoptera; Noctuidae
Product: single-pass membrane and coiled-coil domain-containing protein 4
Source: RefSeq, a predicted model, not a curated record
UUACAAUAAUCACAAUCCAAUUUAUCAAACUGACGUCUUGCGGUGUGACGUGUGUUUUCGGCUAAAUUUUUAUAGUAUUGUAUGAAAAAUAAUUAACAAUAUUAAAUUAAGAAGUUCUUUAUCGACUAUCUUCAUUUAAAGCACAAUCAUGAGGAAGCUUAAAGGUGCAGUGAAAGAAACCGCGAGACAAAAGCGAGAGAGAAAGCAGGAGUUUGCUAAAAUGCGCCAGCAAAUACACACAGUUGUUUUACCGACUUUUGCGGUUAUAUUUUUGUUAAUUUGCGUAUACGUGUAUCUAAAAACCAGGCCGACAUCGAUGCAAUACGCGUAACAUAGCUAGCUAGUAAGGUGUGAAAAUUGUACAUAGUUAUUAUAAUACCAUGAGUUUAUAGUGGUUUGGGGAAAUUUAUUUAAAGUAUCUUAAGGUUGUGAGCUCAAGUAUAUUUUAUGUGCUGAGUAUUUAUUGACACUGUAUUUAUAAAAUAUUUAAAGUGUGUUGAAACAUUCCGCGUUAUUCGUCCACAUAUCAUCAUUAAUUUUAUUUUCUCUAUAUUAUGACAAAAUUAAUGUAAAUAUAAGAAUAAAGUGAUAAAAUUAUA